Messenger RNA from Haemonchus placei, 492 nucleotides. Lineage: Eukaryota; Metazoa; Nematoda; Chromadorea; Rhabditida; Trichostrongylidae. The record is from the annotation of a GenBank genome assembly.
AUGACGGGACCUCUCCGGAUCGCCGCCAACUCGAAAUGGUCACCGUCCCGUCGGGUACAACGACGUCACGUUACCUAUCCUGUCGAUGCGCGAUCCAAUCGGGGAUCAGGGGUGGGCCUCAUCGUCACGUCGUUCUACCCUUCGUCAUCGAAUCAACGUCAUCCAGUUCGAGAAAGCACAUUAUAUGAGAUGUGUGAGAAUCACCGGCUGAUGGGAGCGGUCGCCCACCAACCAAGGGGCCAUGGUUUUAAAUCUGAGGUGAGAUUAAAUUUAUUUACUUCAAUUGAAUCGAUAAGUAUUUGUGAUCGAAAUAUUCUUGUGAGAGGUUUUGGGAUCGCUGCUAUAUACACCUUGUCCAGCGACAAGCAAUCGGCUUUUCCGCCAAUGAUCCGAUUGGGGAUCGAGAUAGGCCUCAUCGCACGCGAUGGAAUCUUUCGUCAGUCGCCCGAAGCCAAGAGAGUUGCCAUCGUUUCGAAAUGGUUGUUACUGUGA